This is a messenger RNA of Mytilus trossulus (common blue mussel), 1899 nucleotides long. Its product is annotated as myb-like protein V. The record is from RefSeq and is a predicted model, not a curated record. The coding region runs from base 1 to 1731 and encodes 576 amino acids. The transcript is spliced from 8 exons. NCBI's taxonomy places the organism in Eukaryota, Metazoa, Mollusca, Bivalvia, Mytilida, Mytilidae.
AUGAAAGAUGAACUAUCACAGUUUAUAGAUGUCAUGUCCAUCCAGAAAAUGAAUGAUCUACCUAAUAAUGGAACAGUUCAGCAGCAAUAUCUACCUAUUAAUGGAACAGUUCAGCAGCAAGAUCUACCUAAUAAUGGAACAGUUCAGCAGCAAACCAAUAAAGAUGUGAUGGAACACAUGGAUCAAAUUAAAAAGUCAGACACAAGUGACAUUGUGAUGACGGAAGACCAGGAUGUAAAUACUACGAAGAUACCAGUUGUCACCACCACGCCAAUCGGUGUAUUAACUGAUAGCUUAAAAAGACUGUCCAUAAAAGAUCUAUAUGACAACGAGAUAAAAGAAGUGAAAGAACUAAAACAAAAACAGCGUCCAAUAAGACAGAAAGUUAAGCGUGAGUGGAGGAAAGAAAGAGAAAUGCCUGGAACAUCCCAGCAGCAAAGUAUUUUAUCAAACAGUAAAGAACCCAAAGUUGAUAGAACUAAGAAACGAAAGAGUUUAACUGUGUCAUUCAGCCAGACAGUAGAUGAUAAAGACACAGAAGAAGUCUCACACCAAGCGAAAAGGAAGCGCUUAACUGUAUCAAACAGUCAGGAGGUAGACAAUAAGGACAGAGAAGACGUCUCACAGACAACUAAAACAGAACACGUCUCACAGACAACUAAAACUGAAGGCGUCUCACAAAAAACUCAAACAGAACACGUCUCGCAAACACCAAUUGCAAACACAGAAGUCGUCUCGCAGACACCAAUUGCAAACACAGAAGUCGUCUCGCAGACACCAAUUGCAAACACAGAAGACGUCUCGCAGACACCAAUUGCAAACACAGAAGACGUCUCGCAGACACCAAUUGUAAACACAGAAGUCGUCUCCCAGAAACCAAUUACAAACACAGAAGACGUCACCCAGACACCAAUUGCAAACACAGAAGUCGUCACCCAGACACCAAUUGCAAACACAGAAGUUGUCUCCCAGACAUCAAUUGCAAACACAGAAGUCGUCUCCCAGACACCAAUUGCAAACACAGAAGACGUCAUCCAGACACCAAUUGCAAACACAGAAGUCGUCUCCCAGACACCAAUUGCAAACACAGAAGUCGUCUCCCAGACAUCAAUUGCAAACACAGAAGUCGUCUCCCAGACACCAAUUGCAAACACAGAAGUCGUCUCCCAGACACAAAUUGCAAACACAGAAGUCGUCUCCCAGACACCAAUUGCAAACACAGAAGACGUCUCCCAGACACCAAUUACAAACACAGAAGACGUCUUACAGACUACAGAAACAGAAGACGUCUUUCAGACAACAGAAACAGAAGACGUCUUUCGGACAACAAAAACAGGAGACGUCUUUCAGACAACAAACACCGAAAACGUCUUCCAGACAGUAAAGACAGAAGACGUCUUACAUACGACAGAAACAGAAAACGUCUUCCAGACAACAGAAACAGAAGACGUCUUUAUGACAACAAACACUGAAGACGUCUUACAGACAACAAAAACAGGAGACGUCUUACAGACAACAAAAACAGAAGACGUGUUUCAGACAACAAAAACAGAAGACGUGUUUCAGACAACAAAAAGGAAGGUCAGAAGAAUAUCUAAAGACGGUGCUCCUUCAAAAAGAGUUAAAAUUGAUAAAAUCAUUGACCAGAAAUUUAAACCAAAGGUGAAAAAUGAAGUCCGCUAUCUCACAAAAAGCUUCAAAAAGUUAGAAUUACAGAUGAAAAUGAAUUAAAGUCUCAAGAUAAGAGAAAAUCAGUAAUAUUCUCGAUACAGAAUAGUUUCCGGACAUACUAAGCAAAUCAAGAUGUAUGAAUGAAUUGUGGUCUUUUCAUGUCACAAGGUCCCAUGAAUUUUUACUAUGUAUAAUUAUGAUAUUUGUAUAAUAAAGUUUUUUUAUUUA